Nicotiana attenuata is the source of this 972-nucleotide messenger RNA. RefSeq names its product mitochondrial import inner membrane translocase subunit TIM22-4-like. The record is from RefSeq and is a predicted model, not a curated record. The transcript has 4 exons. Gene Ontology annotation, cellular component: TIM22 mitochondrial import inner membrane insertion complex. NCBI's taxonomy places the organism in Eukaryota, Viridiplantae, Streptophyta, Magnoliopsida, Solanales, Solanaceae. Gene Ontology annotation, biological process: protein insertion into mitochondrial inner membrane. The coding region runs from base 208 to 642 and encodes 144 amino acids. Gene Ontology annotation, molecular function: transmembrane protein transporter activity.
CCCGUGAACCCAUUUUGAAUCUGACCAGUGUAAAGUAACCCGCCAUAAAUGAUGAAACUAAACCUACAAAAUCCGCCGGUUGCCGCCCAACCACAAGCCUCCUCUUUACCUAAGAUCAUUUGAAAUUCAAACUUUUCAAUGCAACAUUUUCUUUUUUCCAAUAUAUUUGUCCUAAAUUAAUUGCAGUUUCAUUUUAUCAGAGCUGCAAUGAGUGAUCCAGCAAUUGAAUCAAAUGACGCACAGUCAAGCUCAGAAGAAGCUCAAAAGCCUCAGAUUGAGCCUAUUCGGAUGCCUACUGUGGAGGAAAUAAGAGGACAAGACAUUUGGAACAACUGUGCUGUUCGUAGUGUUGUUAGUGGAGUCAUGGGAGGGGGACUAGGGUUGUUCAUGGGUCUGUUUCUAGGGGCGCUGGAUAACCCAAUAAUGCAAGAGGAAAUGACUACGAGGCAACAACUUGUAUACCAAGCAAAGCAGAUGGGUCGAAGGAGUUGGAGUUCCUGCAAAACUUUUGCUGUUAUGGGUUUGGUUUUCUCUGCUGCUGAAUGUGUCGUUGAGAAGGCACGGGCAAAGCAUGACAUGACAAAUACAGCAGUAGCAGGGUGUGUAACAGGAGGCACAUUAUCUGCUAGAGUUUUGGUUUAGAUAGAGCGACAUGGAUAGUGAGAUUCAUAUAGAGACGAGCAGAGUAGUAGUUUCAGACCAAAAAGCAAAAGAAGAAAUUUCAGGGUCAUGUCAUCAGAAAUGUAACUCACACCAUACAAAGAAGAAAGGCAAAAUCAAAUGUUUAGUGCAAACUUUUUCCCAAAGAGGUAUCGGCUACUUAAAGCGAGAGUGCAUUCAAAAAUUCAAGAGUGCGUUGGUUGAAACAAUUGUGGCCAGUCCCAACUAGUCUGGAGCUAAGGCGUUGAUGUUGAUGUACCUUUCUCAUAAAACAAAGACGUUGACAUUGAUAUUGAUGUUGUUGCAUCUGUU